Messenger RNA from Exaiptasia diaphana, 1048 nucleotides. Its product is annotated as heme-binding protein 2. The record is from RefSeq and is a predicted model, not a curated record. The transcript has a single exon. Lineage: Eukaryota; Metazoa; Cnidaria; Anthozoa; Actiniaria; Aiptasiidae. The coding region runs from base 16 to 642 and encodes 208 amino acids.
AACCGUACGUAAAACAUGGGUCUCUGUUUUACACGAGAUAAAAACGACGUAGAAGAUGUUGAUGAACCCGAAGAGGGAGUAUUCCGAAAACCGGUUCACUACCGUGGACGCGAAGGACCGAGGUAUAAAGUGUUGAACUUUACUAGAGAUUAUGAAUACCGCCAAUACGAGCCGUCGACUUGGAUUUGUGUCAGAAUGAACGACAUUGAAUACAAGAAGGCAAUAAGCAAAGGCGAAUCUACUCUAGCUAAGUAUUUCGAUGGAAAUAACGGGCCUGAAAAGUCCAUGACACUUACAUGCCCGUUAAGGAUACACGUUGAGUUUCGACAAGACCUUGAUGAACCGGGUUAUUUCGUAGUGUCCAGGCAUUUACCUUAUGAGAACUGUUCAAGACCGCCAGCACCUACUCAAACCAACAUGUUUAUCCAAGACUACCCGCAGCAGUUUGCCUAUGUUUCAGUGUUUGAGGGAGUUACAGGGGAAAAUGAAGUCAAGGCCAAGCUUAAAGCGCUUACAAAAGUAUUGGAAAACGAAGGSGUUGAUUUUGAAGACACGGAUUACUUCGUGACAAAGUUUGAAAAUAACUUGAGCUUAAAAAGAAAAGUGAACGAAGUUAUAGUAGUAAGUGAAUCUAGUGAGUAAAGURUUUUACSCGRGACGUUAAUAAGUUGAGAGURUCCAAAAUACAUUGAACCUGCAGUGCCCCAUUAUAUAACUAAAUAAACUAAUGAGUUUAAGAUGAAACCACAAAACAUAUAAGAAUGACUAUAAUAAUACCUUACACAAGAAAACGACGUACCAAAGACACUAGCAUUGCUAAACAAAUUAGCAAAGACAAAUGGAGACUCCAAGAUAAUAUUUGGACCUGUGUUUGAACAUGUUUGAACUGUGCCAAAACUUUCGCUAUCAUUAUAACUACUUACAACUUAAAUUAUCAAUCAAUUCUCAAUAAAUCUUUUCCGUUAGAAACAAAACUAUAAUAAACAUAUAAACAAUUAAAAAUAGCAAUACAUAACACAGCAAUGAAGUUGUCUCAURAGUUUUUAUU